Messenger RNA from Sphenostylis stenocarpa, 1548 nucleotides. The record is from the annotation of a GenBank genome assembly. NCBI's taxonomy places the organism in Eukaryota, Viridiplantae, Streptophyta, Magnoliopsida, Fabales, Fabaceae.
AUGGCUGGUGAUGGUGGUGAAGGAGGGAACAACUUGGAAUUCACUCCCACUUGGGUGGUUGCUGUUGUUUGUUCUGUGAUCGUUGCUGCUUCAUUCGCUGCUGAACGGUUUCUUCACUAUGGAGGGAAGUUUCUCAAGAAGAAGAAUCAGAAACCACUCUAUGAAGCUCUGCUGAAGAUUAAAGAAGAGUUGAUGCUGUUGGGGUUUAUUUCUCUGCUACUGACAGUAACACAGAAUGGGAUUAUAAAAAUUUGUGUUCCAGAGAGUUGGAAUCACCACAUGCUUCCUUGCAGUCUUCAGGAUAAAGAAGAGGCCCAAUCAACGAAAGUCACAUCACAUUUUCAGACUUUUUUCUCUUUCAGUGACAUUCCUACCACUGUUAGGCACCUCUUAGUUGAGACUAACAGUGGGGAUCAGCAACAAACAUCAGUAGGAAAACUUGGACACUGUGCUAGGAAGGGCAAGGUUCCUCUCUUAUCUGUGGAAGCACUACAUCACCUGCAUAUCUUUAUUUUUGUCCUAGCCAUCGUCCAUGUGGCAUUUUGUGUUCUCACUGUUAUUUUUGGAGGGUUAAAAAUACGUCAGUGGAAGCACUGGGAAGACUCUAUUCUAAAUGAGAAUAAGGGAACACAACCAGGUUUGGGAUCAACAGUGACUCAUGUGCAGCAACACGCUUUCAUCCAGGAUCGUUUUACUGGUUUUGGCAAAGAUUCUGCUGUUUUGGGUUGGGUGAAAUCAUUUUUCAAGCAAUUUUAUGGAUCUGUGACAAAGUUAGAUUACGAGACAUUAAGGCUUGGUUUCAUUAUGACUCAUUGCAGAGGAAAUCCAAAGUUUAAUUUUCAUAAAUACAUGAUUCGUGCCCUUGAAGAUGAUUUCAAGAAAGUUGUUGGCAUAAGUUGGUAUCUUUGGAUCUUUGUGGUCAUCUUCCUGUUGCUUAAUGUGAAUGGUUGGCACACAUAUUUUUGGAUUUCUUUCAUUCCUCUCAUUCUUCUACUGGCUGUGGGUACCAAGUUGGAGCAUGUAAUAAUUCAAUUAGCGCAUGAAGUGGCUGAAAAACAUUCAGCCAUAGAAGGUGAAUUAGUUGUUCAACCAAGAGAUGAUCACUUUUGGUUCAAUCGCCCCCACAUUGUCCUCUUCUUGAUUCACCUCAUCCUUUUCCAAAAUGCUUUUGAGAUAGCAUUUUUCUUUUGGAUAUUGUUUACAUAUGGCUUUGACUCUUGUAUUAUGGGACGGGUCCGUUACAUUGUUCCAAGGCUCGUUAUUGGGGUAUUUAUUCAAGUACUAUGUAGCUAUAGUACCCUACCACUUUAUGCAAUUGUGACACAAAUGGGAACACAUUUCAAGAAGGCCAUAUUUGAUGAACAAGUGCAAGCACGUCUUGUUGGGUGGGCACAAAAGGCAAAGAAGAAAGGAUUGAAAGGUGAGAAUGGCCAAUCUGUUCAAGGAGGUUCUCAUGAUGGUGCUGGAAUUCAACUAGGAUCAGUCUUCAGAAGGGCAUCUGCCCCAGAAGACAACGUUGUUGUCCCUAGAAAUGAAGGGCAUGAAUGA